Molecule: messenger RNA, 943 nt
Organism: Salvia miltiorrhiza (redroot sage)
Lineage: Eukaryota; Viridiplantae; Streptophyta; Magnoliopsida; Lamiales; Lamiaceae
Product: protein Dr1 homolog
Exons: 6
Coding region: 293-766 (157 amino acids)
Molecular function (GO): protein heterodimerization activity
Source: RefSeq, a predicted model, not a curated record
UUUAUUAAUGAGAAUCGAUUGCCACACACGCCAGGGUUAGCGCGUGGCGAAUCUUGAUUGACUUAGUUCGGUGAAAUCUUUGCCCUAGUCGCCUGUCAGGAACCUCUCUCUCUCUCUCCUCUCUCUGACUCUCUCUCUCUCUCUCAAAUCGGCCAUGAGCCACCGCCUCCGACGCCGGCAAACUACGUCACAUCUCUCCAUCGGUUGAUUGCACUUCGAAAAAUAUCGUUUUUCAUUUAUUUAUAUCUCGUCGUGAUCUUGCAGAUUCACCGCCUUUUAUUCUCAGGUAAAAAUGGAACCUAUGGACAUUGUUGGCCGAACGAAAGAGGAUGCUUCCCUUCCAAAAGCAACAAUGACAAAAAUCAUCAAGGAGAUGCUACCUCCAGAUGUUCGUGUUGCUAGAGAUGCUCAAGAUCUUUUAAUUGAGUGCUGUGUAGAGUUUAUCAAUCUUAUUUCAUCUGAAUCAAAUGAAAUCUGUAACAAAGAAGAUAAAAGAACAAUUGCACCAGAACAUGUGCUCAAGGCUUUACAGGCACUUGGAUUCUCGGAGUAUAUGGAAGAUGUUUAUGCUGCAUAUGAGCAGCACAGGGUUGAGACUAUAGACACCAUGAGAAGUGGUAAAUGGAGCAAUGGAGCUGAAAUGACUGAAGAAGAAGCAUUGGCUGAGCAGCAGAGAAUGUUUGCCGAAGCACGUGCUAGGAUGAAUGGAGGUGCCUCUGCUCCCAAGCAGUCGGAUCCCGAGACCGAACCAAGUGCAAACAGCUAACUCAUUUAGAUUGUCAACCACUUAGUAGGCUAGGACACUCUUCUCUCAGGACUCCGUCUUUCUUCUCGUAUUGUGUACAAAAUGCUCGUGGGAGUAAUGUUGUGGCUCAAUUUAAGUUAAGCACUCAGUGUACUGUAUCUAUAUACAGAUUUAUCUGUAAUUAAAAUUGUUUCUCGA